Heterobilharzia americana is the source of this 2192-nucleotide messenger RNA. Lineage: Eukaryota; Metazoa; Platyhelminthes; Trematoda; Strigeidida; Schistosomatidae. The record is from the annotation of a GenBank genome assembly.
GCAGUCUAACCGCGAUAAUAUGGUUGAGCGUCCAUUGUGUGAGGUAUUUUGUUUUAUCUAGUUAUUUAGUCACUUUAUGAUUUUUAUGCUGGUAAAUGGAUACUUAUACACAACUUUUGGCCAGUAUCAAAUGGUAUUUUGAUGAUGGUUCAUAUGUUAUGUUAUGUGUUAUGUUAUAUGUUAUGUUAUAUGUUAUUCAUAGAUGCGAUGAAACUUUCAUUCUUUUAAUGAAGACGUACUCAACAUUCGUGUGUCCGAAACUUAUACAGAUGAAAUAUAUGUUCAUUUCUUGAGGCAAAUGAAACUCGUAGAUUCAGAUUCAUAUAGCUUGGUGUUUCAGUCUGGACGUACAUCUCUAUCUUCAAGAGAAGAUUCUAAACCCUUGAACCUAGUCUUUUAUCUGAGCUACAGUCCACAUACAACCGGCAGUUUUCACGAAAGAAUGCAGAGUCUUUGCUGACGAUUCGCUUGCAUCAAUACAACCUGCAUUACAUUUCACAUCUGGUUGUUUGAAUCCCUUCUAACAAAGGAUAUUUUCCUUGGAAGUUAUAAACCACUACUUGAUUUCGAUGAUGGGAAACAGCAUGCUUAAAAAUAAUAAAAACUUCAGGGAGGACAACAACUGAUGAACUGUUGCUGUUGUUUUCAAAGUCAGAAUAUAAAUUCUGAGGCUCCUGUAAAUGGAAUAGAUGAAAACGUUGAAGAUGGUGAUAUACUGCAAGAGAUUGGAAAUGCUCAAUAUACACUUGAUUUUCUUCGUCAAGUUGUUCAACAAUCAACCAUAACUCAUGAUGAAUCACCGCCACCAUAUGAGGAUUUCAAUAAGUAUCCAAAAUUAAGUAAAUCAGGAAGUAUAACAAACUCCUGUCCAAUUAAAGCAUGUACGCAACAACCUCAGCAGUGUCCUCAUGUUGAUUUCGAAAACUUUGUCAACUCUUCAGCACCACUUGACACUCAUGGAGUGACAUGGGUAGAACCAUACCCUAAACCUCAUGGAGAACCACCUCCCACCAUAUUCAACUGGCUUCGUAGUCGAUUUGGUUCUUUCCGUCAAAGUAUUGUGAGUCGUUUGUCAACAAGAAGUAGUCACUUGAUGCAUUCUUCACCAUCCAGUUCACAUAUUCAUACUGUUACACCUAACUUCGUAGCCUCUACAGAUGUUAAUAAUACUCCAAGAAUCGAUCAAUCAGAGCCCUCACAGUCUAUGUCCACUACAGUGUCAUCAGCCAUAUCGGCACACAUGCUUUCAACACCAAAUGUUUCAGAUGACAUAAGUACAUCAUCAUCUUCAAUAUCGACUGUGUCAUCAGUAACUCACAUAAAUGAUCAUCAAAAAGUUAUCGAGUCGUCUACUUGUAUACCAAACACUUAUAAUUUUGAAACAUCACAUUCCAAUGAUAAUAGUAUACCAUGCAGGAUUUUAAUAGUUCAUCGUUUGAACACUGAACAGUCGAACUUGCAUCAAACGAAUUCUCAAGGUGAUAGUGGUAACUCCCUAGAUGAGGAGGUAGAUCACUCCAUGACCCAAUCUUGUACAGAUUCCUAUAGGCUGCAAAACUUCAUUGUACUAAAGCAGGAUAACGAAGAAGAAUAAUCACCAAAUAUUACGUAACACACACAUGCAAAAUAUACUCAUAUUUGUUUAUGUAAAUCAGACAGAUAUAACGUGAAUAAUUUACGAUAUAGUAAUGUAAAUAAUAAUAAAUAGGUGAUUGUACACCAGUUUAACUCUAAAACGUAAAUUUAAUAAACUAUUGUAUUACUAGGCCAUUAUUGGACUCUUCAACCCUCUCUCUUACUUUACCAGAUUAUCUGCAUGUAUAUACUUGUAUAACUUGAAACUUAACCGCAGAUUUGAACUCAAUGUUAAACAUAUACAUAUGCACAAAUAACUUUGUUUAUUUUUGUACAAAGCACUAUUUCGUAAUUAACAGGAGAUUAAGUUUUUGAUACUUUUGAAACAUUCUUCUGUUAUUUGGUUAUAGUAUACAUAACUAAUAAAAGUUUCUGGCCAUACCAGUAAAAUACUCUUAUUUACACAUUUAUACACAAUCUAUCGCAUUUAUUAAUCAACCUUUUUAUUACUUUGCAUAUAUUAUGCACUGCACCGUCAAACAACUUCAUUUUCAUUUAAGAUUGUUUGGGGGGGAAAGGUAGUUCAUAUUGGCAUUUCUUUAAAACACUCUCCCACA